Molecule: messenger RNA, 1500 nt
Organism: Pararge aegeria (speckled wood butterfly)
Lineage: Eukaryota; Metazoa; Arthropoda; Insecta; Lepidoptera; Nymphalidae
Product: skin secretory protein xP2-like
Exons: 6
Coding region: 1-1500 (499 amino acids)
Source: RefSeq, a predicted model, not a curated record
AUGAGUGAGUUAAAAGGCACCGUAUCUGAUGGGAUGAUUGGGUGUUUGCCGAGCUUGUUAAUGAUCGAGUCAGCGGGGUCCGACGAGUACGUGUUCAAUAGUGAGCAGUCCCUCGUAUGCACGCGUUCGCCGCCCACGCGGACUAUGUACGCGAGAGUGCUCCUGCUAGCUUCGGCCGCGCUGCUGGCGGCACCGGCGGCUAGCUCGCGCGCCGUGCUGCUCGCAGACAAUGACGACAGCGACAACGUGCCCUUCAUGAUGCUGCUGGAGCACGAGGACCGCUGGCAGUGCGCCGCGUCGCUGGUGUCGCGGCUUGCCGGGCUCACGUCCGCCGCGUGCGCGCGCGGGCGGGUGCGCGGCCAGCUGUGGGCGCUGGCGGCGGCGCUGGCGGGCGCGCGCGGGCCCGCGGCGCCGGGCGCGGGCGCGCGCCGCGUGCUGCGCGUGGCGCUGCCGCCGGGCGCGGCGCCGGGCCCGGCGGUGGUGGAGCUGGAGGCGCCGUUCGGCGCGGCGGCGCGCGCGCGGCCCAUCGUAGUGGCCUCGCGCGCGCCCGGCGCGGCGCAGUGCCAGGCGGUGCGCGCGGCGGCGGCACGCGGCGGCGCGGGCGGGCGCGCGCGCUUCCGCGUGGUGCAGCUGGCACUAGUGCGCUGCGCGGCGCCCGGCCUGCUGUGCCUGGAGGGCGACGAGAUGUGCGAGCGCGAUCUGGGCGGCGGCGUCGUGUGCGGCGGCCAACUGUGCGGCGUGCUGAGCGCGCUGCGCCCCGCCGCGCCCGCGGGCUGCGGCCGCGCGCUCGCGGCUCACAGCGUGGCGCGCUGGCGGCGCUUCCUGAGCUGCGCACUCACGCUGCGGCAGUGCGGACGAGGCGAGUGCGACGCCGACUGCGUCGAGUAUCGCCUGCUGCCGCCCGAGCCGGAGAGCGACACGCUGCCCACCGCCCCCGCGCCGCCCUCAGCGCCCGCGCCGCCCUCAGCGCCCGCGCCGCCCUCAGCGCCCGCGCCGCCCUCAGCGCCCGCGCCGCCCUCAGCGCCCGCGCCGCCCUCAGCGCCCGCGCCGCCCUCAGCGCCCGCGCCGCCCUCAGCGCCCGCGCCGCCUGCAAACACCGAUAGUGCCGACGCCCCGCGCCUCCCCGCGCCGCCCCGCACGUCGCCCGCCUUCGACGAGGAGCGUGCGCCCGGCCCGCAGCCGUGGCAUGAGUUUGAGCCGAACCGCGCUGAUUUUAAGGCGGGCGAGUACGGCGACCACGCGGCUGAUUACGAUGACGCGCCGCCCGCCGCCCGCGCCGCUCUGCCCGCGCCCACGCCCACGCCCACGCCUGCCACUGCGCGCCGCGUCAAGUCCGCAGCACCACCAGCCACGAGUCCGCCCACGCCUGCGUCCGCGCACCGCGUCAAGUCUGCGGCGCCACUGGCCGCGAGCCCGCCGACAGCGGCGCGUGGUUUUCGCGGGCGCCCGGCCCGAGCGCAGCUGCUGCUCCCGUUUGUGACGGCGUUUUUAAGAAAAUAA